Canis lupus familiaris (dog) is the source of this 1036-nucleotide messenger RNA. RefSeq names its product keratin associated protein 4-12-like. The transcript has a single exon. Gene Ontology annotation, cellular component: keratin filament. The coding region runs from base 42 to 722 and encodes 226 amino acids. The record is from RefSeq and is a predicted model, not a curated record. NCBI's taxonomy places the organism in Eukaryota, Metazoa, Chordata, Mammalia, Carnivora, Canidae.
AUCUCCUAGAAACACACCAGAAACCUCCACCCUCUGACACCAUGGUCAACUCCUGUUGUGGCUCCAUCUGCUCUGAGCAGGGCUGUGGCCAGGAGACCUGCUGCCGCCCCACCUGCUGCCAGACCACCUGCUGCAGGACCACCUGCUGCCGCCCCAGCUGCUGUGUGUCCAGCUGCUGCCGCCCCUCCUGCUGUGGUUCCAGCUCCUGUGGCUCCAGCUGCUGCAGGCCCAGCUGCUGCAUCUCUAGCUGCUGCCGCCCCUCCUGCUCUAGUUCCAGCUGCUGUGGCUCCAGCUGCUGCCGCCCCUCCUGCUGCAUCUCUAGCUGCUGCCGCCCCUCCUGCUCUAGUUCCAGCUGCUGUGGCUCCAGCUGCUGCCGCCCCACCUGCUGCCAACCCACCUGCUGCCAGACCACCUGCUGCAGGACCACCUGCUGCCGCCCCAGCUGCUGUGUGUCCAGCUGCUGCCACCCCUCCCGCUGUGGUUCCAGCGGCUGUGGCUCCAGCUGCUGCAGGCCCAGCUGCUGCAUCUCUAGCUGCUGCCACCCCUCCUGCUGUGACUCCAGCUCCUGUGGCUCUAGCUGCUGCCGCCCCUCCUGCUGCUGCCCCUCCUGCUGUCUGCGCCCAGUCUGUGGCCGGGUCUCCUGCCACACCACUUGCUAUCGCCCCACCUGUGUUAUCUCCACCUGCCCCCGCCCCAUGUGCUGUGCCUCUUCCUGCUGCUGAGUAUCUCUGACUAUAAUCUUUUUGACAUAUGGAUGUCUUCACAAGUCACAUAAAAUGCGUUAAAGCCAGCCAGUGACUGUGGAAUGGACUCUUAGCUGCCAACUCCUCAUCUUCUGAUUUGGGCAUUCAGAGUUGGUGUUGAGUUCUAGGAAAUGACAGGUUUAAUAAAACAACUGUCAAAUGAUUUUUAACCCAGGCCCAAAUGUAUCUAUUUUCAGGCCAGCAAUAUCUUCAUCCUAUGUAUACACUGACUGUGAUGAUCUUACGUGACAUUGUUUUCAUAUAUUCUCAAUAAAGAGCCAUUCCCCCUGAUA